AUGCCGUUCAUCUAUUUUUUUUUCUCCGUUCAGCUUUUUCCCGAUCGUUUCUUUUUCAUUUUUAUAAAUAUUUUCUUCAGGUUUUUCCAUUAUUUUUCUCAACCGAACUCUCUUCUUUCAUUGAGUAUUCUUUUGUUUCUUCAUAUCUUUCUUUCUUCUUUCUUUCAAAUCUACCUUACUUCAAUACUUGCCUCUUUCAAUCAUUUCCCUUUUUUCCCUGACUUUUCUUCUUAUCUCUUUUUUUUUUUAUUGCACCUUCACACUUCCUGUGCGUCACAUUUACUUCCUCCCAACACAGCAUUUCUUUUGAUCGAUCGUUCGUUCGUUCGUUUGUUCGUUCAUUCCUUCCUUCCUUCCUUCCUUCCUUCCUUCCUCAUUAUUUCUUUUAUUCUUCCCUUAUUUCUCUUUAUUGUUGCACAUCCCCUUUUUUACUUUCUUUAUUUGUUUUUUUUUGUUGUUUCUUUCUAUCUUCACCACUCACAUCGUUUUGCCCUUAUGAACUUUUACUAUGUUUUAAUAUUUUUCCUAUCACCCUCCUUCCCUUCAUUCAUUUCGAUCUUCUUUCCUUCUCUUCUCCUUUUCUAUCUUCCUUCUCUGUUCUGUACAUCCAUUCGACUUCACUUCUGCACGAAAUUCUUUUUCAUUCACUCUUCUUCUUUCAUCCUCUCGUCUUGUUUCCAUUUGUCUUUUCAUAGAUCCACACUCCUCUCUUUCCCUCUAAUCUCUCUUUCUUACUACAGUCUUCACACUCUUUGA
Molecule: messenger RNA, 756 nt
Organism: Acanthosepion pharaonis
Lineage: Eukaryota; Metazoa; Mollusca; Cephalopoda; Sepiida; Sepiidae
Source: the annotation of a GenBank genome assembly